Purpureocillium lilacinum is the source of this 1521-nucleotide messenger RNA. Its product is annotated as adenylosuccinase ade13. NCBI's taxonomy places the organism in Eukaryota, Fungi, Ascomycota, Sordariomycetes, Hypocreales, Ophiocordycipitaceae. Gene Ontology annotation, biological process: 'de novo' AMP biosynthetic process. The record is from RefSeq and is a predicted model, not a curated record. Gene Ontology annotation, molecular function: N6-(1,2-dicarboxyethyl)AMP AMP-lyase (fumarate-forming) activity; (S)-2-(5-amino-1-(5-phospho-D-ribosyl)imidazole-4-carboxamido) succinate lyase (fumarate-forming) activity. Gene Ontology annotation, cellular component: cytosol.
AUGUCCACCUUUGACGAGUACCAGACCCCUCUGGUGUCUCGCUACACCAGUAGCGAGAUGCGCAAGAUCUUCACGCCGCGCCAGCGCUACACGACGUGGCGCCAGCUCUGGCUCUGGCUGGCCGAGGCCGAGCAGGAGCUGGGCGUCGACAAGAUCUCCAACGAGGCCCUCGACGCCAUCCGCGCCAACCUCGUCGUCAGCGACGAGGCCUUCAAGGUUGCCGCCGAUGAGGAGAAGCGCGUGCGGCACGACGUCAUGGCGCACAUCCACGCCCUCGAGAAGGACGCCCCGGCUGCUGCGGGCGUCGUUCACCUCGGCGCGACCUCUUGCUUUGGUAGUACGAACGCCCCGACGCUCCCCUCUCCGUCGUAUCGUCCACAUGACUUACCAUCCCAGGUCACCGACAACGCCGACCUCAUCUUCCUCCGCGAUGCCAUGGACCUGCUCCUCCCCAAGCUGGCCCGCGCCAUCAGCUCCCUAGCCAAGUUCGCCGUCCAGUACAAGGACCUCCCGACUCUCGGCUUCACGCACUACCAGGCUGCGCAGCCCAUCACACUCGGUCGCCGCGCCGCCCAGUGGCUUCAGGACCUCGUCUUCGACCUCGAGGACAUCGAGUACGUCCGCUCCGGCCUCAAGUUCCGCGGCGCCCAGGGCACGACCGGCACGCAGGCCUCGUUCCUUGCGCUCUUCCAGAACGACGCCAGCAAGGUCGACCAGCUCAAUGAGAAGCUGUGCGCCAAGAGCGGCUUCCAGGGCUGCUAUGACAUCUCCACCCAGACCUACACCCGCAAGGUCGACCUCCGCGUUGCCAACGCUCUGGCUGCGCUUGGCGCCACUGCGACCCGCGUCGCUACUGACAUCCGCCACCUCUGCCACGACAAGGUUCUCGACGAGCCUCACGUUGCUGGUCAGAUUGGCUCUUCGGCCAUGCCGUUCAAGUCCAACCCCAUGACUGCCGAGCGCAUCUGCAGCUUGGGCCGCAAGCUCAGCAACAUCUCGUCCAACUUCAGCGAGACCUUUUCGUCGCAGUGGCUCGAGCGCUCCCUCGACGACAGCGCCAUCCGCCGCAUGGACAUUCCUGAGAUGUUCUUCCUCGCCGACGCCAUCGUCACCAGCCUCGACCACGUCUGCGACGGCCUCGUCGUCUUCCCCGCCGUCAUCAACUCCCAGCUGAUGCAGGAGCUGCCCUACAUGGCCAGCGAGGAAAUCCUCAUCCGCAUGGUCAACCACGGCGCCUCGCGCCAGGUUGCCCACGAGGAGAUUCGCCUGCUGUCGCGCGAGGCCGCCUACCACGUCAAGAUGGAGGGUGGCAGCAACGACCUCAUUGAGCGCAUCAAGAGAACCGAGUUCUUCAAACCCAUCUGGGGCGAGGUCGAUGGCCUCAUGGACGCGAGGCUCUUCAUCGGCCGUUGCGCCGAGCAGGUCGAGCGUUACGCCGGCGCUGGCGGCGUGGUCGACAAGCACCUGCAAAAGUACCAGCAGUACAUUCAGUCCAGCAAGACGACGCAGCUGGCAGUAUAG